GGCAGUAGAUUGAAUCAUGCAUGCAGAGAAACGUACGUUGAAUGUGCAUGAAGAGAAACGAAACGAACUUCUAUCUUCUAUGCGCAUUAUGAACAUUCAUGUCAAGGAGAAUGUUUGUGAGAUCUUGGAAUUGGCUGGGAUUAAAGAGUCUGAUUUAAAUAUCAUGACACAAUCUCUAUAUUCCAUGCAAGAUCAUCAAGCCAAUGAUAUGAUAUUGUUGGAAGUAGACGAGGAGAUAUUAAAGGGAUUAAACCAGGGAGAUGCAAUAUCAUUUCGUGGUAAUAAACAUGACAAUGCUAUGCUAUGUACACAAAUUUGUACCUAUGAGGUCAGAGAGGCAGAGAUAUCCAAUUCGUGGUUGUUGGUACCAAACCUAAAGCUGGGUAAGACAACAGAUAUCGAAGAAGUUACAGAAAGAACUAUAGAAAGACAUAAUAUAAAGAAGAUAUUUAACUUAUACUACGAGGUGAAAGAAACCAAACCUGAUCUGAUAUAUUUAUCAAGUCUGCUUAAAUCUUCUUCUUUCAAUGGAUUGGAAUACGAAUCUACUAUAGAUCGAAAUGUAUUAUACAGUUGGGAAAGAUUACAAAAUGAGUUACAAGCUAGUGAUCAAGAGUUAAAACAGGCCCUAUCAGAUUUCUUAAUAGUUGAAAUAGAUGGUUAUUUGCGUCUCAUAUCAUUUGACAUAGAAGCAAGAAGCUUAGAUCUGAUAUUGGAUUAUUUUGAAAGACAGUCUUGGGAACUCGAUGAAGUAGAUAAAGAGAAUAUUUAUGAAUUUUUAAAGGAACUUAUUUAUGAACCAGUAUUUGAUGUAAUCUUGAAAAGGUUUAUCGAAGAAAAAUGUUGUGCAGUAAUAGCAAAAGUUCUUCUUGCUACUUCUCCUGUUACCGAAUAUAAAGAAUUCAUGAAAACGUGGAACAUUGGAACUCCUGAAAAAAUGCAACCAAGAGAAAGAUAUUUACAUGGAUCAGCCCUUAUAAUGUAUAACACUUCAAAAUUACAGAAAGAAGUCAUAUCUUGUCCAGAGGCAGACUUACCCAAUAACAUUCAUGAUAGACUUAAUGAACUUUUUGAAAUUAAAGCUAAAUGGACUGUUGAAGAGAUAACACCUUAUAUUAUUCGUUUUACAAAAAGUAUAAUGAAUGUUAAUGCACUUUUAACAAAGUAUGCCAGAUGUUCGACAAAAAAUGGAAUAAAAUAUUAUGGGUCAAAACAUGACAAGUGAUAUAGUGAUUACAUUUAUGCAUUUAAUCGUUUUAUAAUAAAUAUUGAUAUAUAUACGUUCUUGAUUUAUCAUAUUGAUGCUAGAACAAUAUUUCAGAAUUAUCUAUAAUGUUGAAACGAUAAGUGUAAU
Atta colombica is the source of this 1354-nucleotide messenger RNA. RefSeq names its product sister chromatid cohesion protein DCC1. The record is from RefSeq and is a predicted model, not a curated record. Gene Ontology annotation, biological process: maintenance of mitotic sister chromatid cohesion; mitotic sister chromatid cohesion. The transcript has 8 exons. Gene Ontology annotation, cellular component: chromosome, centromeric region; Ctf18 RFC-like complex; nucleus. The coding region runs from base 17 to 1225 and encodes 402 amino acids. NCBI's taxonomy places the organism in Eukaryota, Metazoa, Arthropoda, Insecta, Hymenoptera, Formicidae.